Messenger RNA from Exserohilum turcica Et28A, 1597 nucleotides. RefSeq lists its product as uncharacterized. Gene Ontology annotation, molecular function: protein farnesyltransferase activity. The record is from RefSeq and is a predicted model, not a curated record. The coding region runs from base 40 to 1482 and encodes 480 amino acids. Lineage: Eukaryota; Fungi; Ascomycota; Dothideomycetes; Pleosporales; Pleosporaceae. Gene Ontology annotation, biological process: protein farnesylation. The transcript is spliced from 2 exons. Gene Ontology annotation, cellular component: protein farnesyltransferase complex.
CAACCACAUCCCGCACCCCCAAACGUGCACGUGCAAAGGAUGGCUCUCCCUCUGCGCUUCUCUGCACAGGCGCCGUCGGCUCGCCUGGAGGAAAUCGUUCCCGAAUCAGACCGCAUUGAAGAGCUUUCCGACGAAGCGCUUGACAGCGAGUACGAAGACAUGGGCACCGCCACGGCAGAAGAGCAGGCAAACAUAGCCUAUCUAGAAAGCAUCAGGAUUCCAAUCAAGGAUUCGCUCGUCACAGACUCGUCCAGGGUAGAGGAAGAGACGUCAGCAGUCAUCCUGCCGUACCUUGAGGGCAACCCGAAUGACUGGCCCCUCAACGCCUUUGGCAUACCAAAACUUCAGCGCGACAGACACGAGGCUAUGCUGAAGAAGAUUAUCGAAGACUACCCACCACAAGCCGCUACCGUGGAUGCUGCCCGCCCGUGGAUCGUGUACUGGGCUACGCAGAGCAUGACUGCGCUGGGCCUCGAUAUUUCAACUUACCAGAAAAGGGUGGCACAUACCUUCUCGCUAGCCCAGCACCCAGAGGGAGGCUUUGGCGGUGGUUACGGCCAGUAUGCGCACCUUGCAUGUACAUAUGCAGCGACGCUGUCGCUGGCCAUAGCCGGCGGAGACGCAGCCUAUGACACCAUCAACCGCAAGACACUCUGGCAUUUCCUCGGCCGAAUGAAGCAAGCAGACGGAGGCUUCACCAUGUGUGCAGGCGGCGAAAAGGACAUCCGCGGCGCCUUCUGCGCAAUGGUCAUCCUAUCUCUCACCAACCUCCCAAUGGAGCUGCCCCCCGAUGCCCCCGCUCGGAACCACGGCCUGACCACCUUCACCGACAAGCUCGGCGACUGGGUCUCGCGCUGCCAGUCGUGGGACGGCGGCAUCUCGGCCGCGCCAGGAAAUGAGGCUCACGGCGCCUACGCAUUUUGCGGCCUAGGCUGUCUCGCCAUCCUGGGGCCCCCGAAGCAAACUCUACACAAGUACCUCGAUGUCGACCUGCUGACGGCAUGGCUGUCGUCGCGGCAAUGCUCCCCCGAAUGCGGGUACAACGGCCGCACCAACAAGCUCGUCGACGGCUGCUACUCGCACUGGGUCGGCGGCUGCUGGCCCAUUGUCGAAGCAGCCACCACCACGGGCCUGUGGAACCGCGCCGCCCUCGGCCGCUACAUCCUCGCCGCGUGCCAGGAGAAGAAAGGCGGCCUCAAAGACAAACCGGGAAAACACUCGGACGCCUACCACACCUGCUACAACCUCGCAGGCCUCAGCACCGCACAGCACCACUACCUCUACGACGAAUCCGUUAACAAGUCUCUUGGAACAGGCAACUUGGGCGCUCCCUACCACUGGAAAAUGCAGGCCCGAUAUGAUGCCGCAGACAAGGUCUGGGAAGACGCCGAUGUCGUCAAGCCCGUUCACCCCGUUUUCGUCAUCCCCUUCAUGUCCGUGUAUGAAAUGCGGAAGCAUUUUGAAGACAAGGAGGAUUUCUGAUUCAUUGAUUCCUUCUCACAAGUCCAAUCCAUGUUUACCAGGUUGAUUAUUCGUGUGUUUAGAGCCGCAUCUCGUGUUAUAUAUAUUUACUCGAUUCAUGGACUUUUCUCUUUUG